AUGUAUCAACCGUACACCUUACCAGCAACGACGGCGGCAUGUUCCACGGGCGAAGCUUCGUUCAACCAAAUGAUGGAUCCAUCAAUGCUUGGGCAGAAUACGAGCAGUGCACCUUUCUACGGGUCGACAUUCAACUAUCCAACUUACGAUUACUCGUCUCCGUUAAUACCAAGAGUUCCUGGUUCUGCGCCAGCCGCUGGCGCCGCGUGUUCAACCAGUACCUCGUCGUCAAGUUCAAACGGUUCGGCACAGUCAACGAAUGCAACACGGAGUAAGGCCCGAACCACCGCAUCUGAAGGACGAGAAUGCGUGAACUGUGGAGUUCAGGCCACCCCCUUGUGGAGGCGAGAUGGUACUGGUCAUUACCUCUGCAAUGCCUGUGGCCUCUAUCACAAGAUGAAUGGCCAGAAUAGGCCGUUGGUGAAGCCGAAAAAGCGACAGAUUAUGACACUUCGUCGUGUGUUAGUUUACACUCAGUUGACAUCGCCAAUAUACGGUAGCGACAGAGCCGCUGCAGCUGCACUCUACGCAACCCACAUGCUCUCUGCGCCCUGA
Messenger RNA from Strongylus vulgaris, 555 nucleotides. The record is from the annotation of a GenBank genome assembly. Lineage: Eukaryota; Metazoa; Nematoda; Chromadorea; Rhabditida; Strongylidae.